AUGCUGUCCCAGUCUUCCACAGCUGUUGACCCUUCCGCCUUCUUAAGAGCCUUGCAGCGUGAGAUGUCCAGCAUUAGGAAGACCCCAUUCAACAUUAAGCAGGACGUGCCAGAAAUACUGCUUCAUCUCUUGGGUGAAUUAACAGACCCUUCGGUUAUCGCAAAUAAUAUCAUCACCAACAUUAUAACCACUACGACGUCAUGUAAUGCAUGCUUCUUAUCAACUAGCAGGGAGGAAAGUAUGCCUAUUCCCGAAAAUUUGUCUGGAAAUGACAGGUGGCUUUGCCCGCAGUGCUCUUCUUAUCAAGACAGUACAAGCGAAACGGUUUUCACCGAGUGCGGAGACAUUCUAAUUAUCCAACUGAAGAGGUUUACGUUUCUUGAUGGAAGAACCCUAAAAAAUAACAAGUUUGUUACCUGCCUUGCUUCACAUGACGACAUUUUUAGAGUUCGCUCUCAGCCAACGGAUGACAUUCCAUGUAACAACAAAUAUUCGUUAGCUCCCACUAUUAAUCAUUCGUUCACCCUAGGAGCUGGUAACUAUUGGGCAUUCAUUAAAGAUCGCAGCUGUGGCUCAUGGUUAAGAUGUGACGAUAAAGCAGUUGUUAGAGUUGCACCAUCCGAUUUCAAUAACUCUUCUGUGUAUGUGUUGUUUUUUGUGAAAAUGGAGGCUAAGUUUGCGCACUUGAUCUACAGGAUUAACGAUCCUGCUGUACCCAUAGUUAUUCUUACAACAUUUUCCAAUUUUGAAACACCUUUGGUAGCAACUCCUAUCUUACCGUUUUCAAUUGAGCAUUAA
Hydractinia symbiolongicarpus is the source of this 798-nucleotide messenger RNA. Its product is annotated as ubiquitin carboxyl-terminal hydrolase 51-like. Gene Ontology annotation, biological process: protein deubiquitination. The coding region runs from base 1 to 798 and encodes 265 amino acids. The record is from RefSeq and is a predicted model, not a curated record. NCBI's taxonomy places the organism in Eukaryota, Metazoa, Cnidaria, Hydrozoa, Anthoathecata, Hydractiniidae. Gene Ontology annotation, molecular function: cysteine-type deubiquitinase activity. The transcript is spliced from 4 exons.